GAGCAAUCAUCGAGCUGGAGGAGGCGAAAGCAGCGUCUGGGGGACUUCUCUGCCUGUCUGCUGGCAACCUGAUUGACUAAUAUCACCACCGCCCAUAAAGCAUCCAGGAAAUGAAGCGAGCUUCUACAAGCUGAGCCCUUCUCUCCCGUUCGGUCCGGUUUCUCCGCUGCAGUCGUGAUUUGGUCCGGGGCCAGCUCUAUUCCGUUAUUAGACUUUUUUCAUGCGUAGCAUCAACUUAGCUGCUAUUUUACCUCCUAACACUCCCCAGUUUUAACCGAAUCCGCGUUCAUUUAGAUCCACUGACUCCCGUUCACCCGGAAAAUGGCAACCACGAUCGAUAAAGAGGCUUGCAGAGAAGCUUACAACCAAGUCAGAGAUGACAACACGGAGACCAACUGGACUGCCUUUAAAUAUGAGGGCUCUACAAUCGUUCCUGCAGGACUUGGGACUGAGUAUGAGGACUUCAAGAAGCUGUGCACAGACGACACUCGUCUGUUCGGCUUCGUCCGCAUCACGACGGGAGAUGCCCUGAGCAAGCGAGCCAAGUUCACCCUCAUCACCUGGAUCGGCGAGAACGUCAGCGGGCUGCAGCGCGCCAAGAUCAGCACCGACAAGACGCUGGUCAAAGACGUUGUGCAGAAUUUUGCCAAGGAGUUCAUGAUCAGCGACCCGCGGGAGCUGGACGAGGACUACAUCCGUAAAGAGCUGAAGAAGGCCGGCGGAGCCAACUACGAUGCUCAGGCCGAGUAGAGACAUGCCACGGUCCACUGGGAGCAACUGGGUCAGGGGAUGGGGGGGGGGGAGAGUUGAGGCAGAGCUGCUACCUCUUGGGGAGAGGGCGAGGUGGGAUGGAGAGGUCUGUUUUUCACCAGUUAAUGGGCCUUUUGAAGCUGCUUUAUUCAGACCAGAGGUUGUGCAGGUCUGCAUCUGGUCUCAUCCUAAAAGCUUAAGUAGACGGAGACUGGACUCAAUUUUCUUUUCAACUCCUGAAUCCUUAGUCCUCUUGGAUGAGAGGAGGAACACCCUAGAGAAUCCAAACAAGUCGUUUUGCCUUCUGCUUGGAUCACGUUGGCUUGUCUGACUGAGAGUCCAGAUUAUUUCCUGUAUGAGUUUGUGUAGGAGGAUUAAAAGGUUGCCGGGGGCAACCCACAGCUGGCAGCCACACAAAGACUCAACAAAACUAACUGUUGAACGAAGAGUUUGCUUCUUUCUUUCCCUUGAGAAGAUUAGGAUUGUUUUUACAUCUUUGUUAGCCAACAGCUGGUUAGCUUAGCGUAGCACAAAGACAGGAGCCAAGGUGACGAAGCUAACCUGGAUCAUAACUCCCUAUCCUUAAUUUACAUGUUGUUUUGCUUGUUUUGUACAUAAAAUGAAUCCAUAAACAUGAACGAGGUUAAAGCUUAUCUUUAGUCUUUAUGUUAAGCUAAGCUUACUGACUUUGCAGAAAAAGUUUGAAGUGGCCAAAAUAUUCGGUUUUGUCCUGUAAAUUAGAAGCUUUUUCUUUAAGGACUAGAUCUAGCAGACAAUGUGUGCUAAAGUGGUUCUGUUAAAACCCUGAAUGAAGACUUUGUGGUCCUCACGGAGGCAUCAUUAAAAGCCAGUUUCUAAGUGCCCUCAAAGACAGACUUCUCUCCUUUCUGGCCCUCUCCCCAGUUAGCCUGUGGUUGGUUCUACUGUGCUGUGAAUUAUCAUCUCACUGUCUUCAUCUCAGCUCCGCCCACAGAACAAAAUGAAGUCGCCUUCAAGGCUGCAGCACUGUUCGUUCAGAAAACCGAAGGGUUUCACUUCAGGACGUCCUGAGACCGGAUGUAGUUAGACCUCAUUUUGAAAUGUCCCCCUUCGCCUGCAGGCAUGUGUUUGGCACCAGAACAUGCUCAGUCAGGACACACCAAACCUCCGGGGAGGAAAGAUCUCCAUUUUCUGGCUGCAUCCUUGGUGAUGGUUGGUGGCUCGAUUUUAGACGUGAGUGCACAUUUAUCCGCCUCUUCAUCUCCAGCCAGACGGCUGUGUUUGGAUUACAGCUGCACGUCUUCCUGCUGGGAUGUGGAUCCUUUUUAUCCCACCAGCUUCUGCUGGAAUCAUUCAGCGUUAGCAGCUCAGAGCUGGUUAGAUGAAGGAGGAAGACUAAUUUGCCUCAAACACACAAGUAUUGAUUGAUCCACAGAACCUUAAGAAUGCUGGAGAAUGGAGGUCUUUUCUUCUGGUGUCUCAUCUCACUUUCUACACGUCUACAUUCACACUGUAACCUACUGUGUUUGACUGCCUUAGUCUCCCAUGGAGAGAGGGGCAUCAUGGGAGCUUGUGGACACUACACUGUGAUUGGCUGUCCUUUUGAACAUGGCACAGGAUGAGGGUUCAGGCUCAUCAUCACAACCCAGGAGGAGCCAUUUCUCAGUUGUAGCAUCUCUUUUUAUGUAGUUUCAACCCUCCCUUCCCCCAACAAAAAGAAAAUAAAUUAGGUUUUUUUCUCUUGUACUUUUCUUGUUUGUGUGUUUUUGUUUUUGAGAUAAAUUUUAUUUUCUCUGAAGAGUUUUACCUGAUGGUUUUUUUUUAAAGAUGUUAUCUUGGACAUUGGUGAAAAACAUUUCCAGAAAAUUGUGCAAAAAAAGGCAGAAAGCAGAACGGGCACACGGUCAGUGGUUUCAGAAUAAAAGUGGACGUUUUGUUUUUC
Molecule: messenger RNA, 2671 nt
Organism: Melanotaenia boesemani (Boeseman's rainbowfish)
Lineage: Eukaryota; Metazoa; Chordata; Actinopteri; Atheriniformes; Melanotaeniidae
Gene: cotl1
Product: coactosin-like F-actin binding protein 1
Exons: 4
Coding region: 322-750 (142 amino acids)
Biological process (GO): regulation of actin filament polymerization
Cellular component (GO): actin filament; cortical actin cytoskeleton; site of polarized growth
Molecular function (GO): actin filament binding
Source: RefSeq, a predicted model, not a curated record